Messenger RNA from Somion occarium, 2477 nucleotides. The record is from the annotation of a GenBank genome assembly. Lineage: Eukaryota; Fungi; Basidiomycota; Agaricomycetes; Polyporales; Cerrenaceae.
UCUUCUAGCCAUGAUGGCGACCAUCAUUUACUACAGGCCUCCCAUAAUAGCUGCUCUUUUCACUGCAGGACAAUAGUCAUCUCGGCUUCCUUGACCUCGGCAUUCCGCUUAACUUGUCCAAGUAACGCUGCAAUUGUUGUUUUCAUUUGAGGCGUUCAUCGCAACAGUUGUGGCACCAUGGCAUCGCAUGUUAUAAUGUCCCUGGUCAAGUUGAGGAUGGAUAUAAGUCCUUGAACCCAAGUAUUACUUGUCAAGAACUAAAGACCUUUUUCCCCAUACUGACAAGUGAAGCAUGCUGAUAAUGCAGGACAUUUCCACGCAUAAACUCUCGGUCAACGCGGUCACUUCUGCGCCACAGUUAAGCAGCCACACCUGCGACGCUUGCUGGAUCUGCUCACUUCGCUCUAUCUGUUCUAUUUGCCCUAUAUGCCACCCUGGCGACCACAUGCUCCCCAACGCCACAUCUCAGAGCUCUUAUUCAGGUCCUAUCUAUGCCUCAGUCCUGUGCGACAGCCCGGAGAAUAUGUCCAGAGGUAUCUCUGACCGAGACGACUUUAUGCUACCUUAUCGGUAUCGUCGCUAUCACUACAAUGGGAGGGCCUAUGAAUUUUGUCCUCGACAACAAGCUCAUUCAUGUACAACUUGCGGUGUCAAGUCAGUGUCACCCCGACAGACUUGCUCAGGUUGUUCGAUUUGCCUUGCUGCCUACGCUGCCUCUACUGGGUCUACUCAGUCUGCGGACGCUACUGUCCCUAUCACUACAGCUCCUGCACCCGUGACCCUUUCAAACCCGCUUGUCCCACCGAAUACCCCUCGAGUUCUAAAUCGAACCGAGGUCUAUGGUUCGUUCUGCAGAAGAGGCACCGCACCUUGCGAAUGUGCUAUAUGUAUUCGAUAUCCUCAAGUUCAGAGGCGUAGAGGUCAAACUUCCCUGUACAUCCAUAUGCCACCCGAGCCAGAGUCUAAGAGUCAUCGCACUGUACCUUCAAAAGGGCGUUCUUCACGACGAGCUUACGAUGAUAUACCAUCGCUUGAUCUGGAACAUGACUUCGAUGAGACGUACUGUCCCGAUUGUCCUUUGGGAAAGGAAGGGGCGGUCUGUAAUCGUUGUUGGUCUACAUGCCGAGGGCCGAAUGCGGAGCCAAUGAAGGCUAGAGCUUCGCUCGUUGACGCUGUCCAGAAGGCGUUGAUUUCACUGAAACCGGCAUCCUUGACUAGGAAGGUACAUUGGAAUUGGAAGAGGUCGAGGAGCAGAAGAGAGGAGAAAAAACCUGUGCAACCGAUCACCUGGUCGAGGAAUAGUGGGACCAGUACUGUAACGGAAGUCUCGUGUUGGCAUGAGUUUCUUAGAUUUCUGAGGACGUCCAAGAUUCCUAAACACAACUAGAAUGAACAGACGUCCCCUUUCUUUCAUUGCCGGAUGGUUACCUGUACGCUUUACUACUUGUGUCUCUUAAUUUAAUGACUGCAAUGAAGGUUACCUUAAUUUAAUCUUCUUGGGGAUGACUCAUUCGCGAUGUUACCUUUCUUCAAAGUUCCUAAUACCGUUCCGUUCCGCCUUUGUAUGGCCACUUUUUCGGGGCCAAGCAACAACGGUCAUCAAUGGACUCUUGGACAACAAAGAAACUGAUUUUUCAGUCCAGCCUAUAUAAGAGUGAUCCUUUACGAACCAUUCGAUCUAACAUCAUCUCAUCUGCACGCCUCAUUCUCACACACCAUAACAUACUGCACAAUACCGACAAUGGCACCCGUUGCUAACACUCCCCCAAUUGACUAUCCAUCCAACCAGUCCAAAAUUCCUCAAGCCGUCAAUCCCGAUCGCAAAACCAUCUCUCCGGAGGAAUAUGACCAGAAAUGUAUUCAAAGGAAGAUGGAGACGUUGCGACUUAACCCGCCCCGAGUCCCUACUGAUGCUCUCAUUCCUCAGUGGGUCUUGGAUGGAACAACUUAUCCUGACUUGAAGGAGGCCUUUGGUAAGGACAAAGUUAAUCGAAGGACUGUCCGGGAGAAGCUUUUACAGGAGGUGAAAGCCGGGAAGCAGAAGGCAGUAGAAGAGCCGUCAAACGAUUCUGCUGGACUGCCACCACCAUCCGAUGCAGCAGUCAUGGCCUCUCCCAAGUUUUCACGCCGACCUGAGGAAACAUCGCCUCCUGCUGGGGACAUCGCCUUGCUGAAGUCGUUCAACGAGACCCCUAAUGGAAGGAGAAUCAAACGUCACCAGCGUAAGGAUAGCGAUAAAUCUGCGCUUGAGGAGUACCUUCCUCGGGACAAGAGGGUCACGUUCAUUCCAUACGAGGAACCUCCUCCUGCCGCUUCUGGCUCGGACAAAAGAGUGCAGGAUAUCCCGGAAUUAUGGUCUAACUAGGCUCAACCUUGACAUGCAUGUGACAGUGCCAUACGUAGUGUGUUCUGCGGUUGUAUCCCUUGUGAAUUACGGUCUAUGUUUUAUUUUUGAGACUAGUAUACGUUUUCGAUUC